UGCCGAUCAGCUGUUCGCCGGAUUCUAUAACAACAAAAGACUCAGCGGGGAGCUGAGACUGGCCGAUGCAACAGGGCUGCGGCGCCUAAGAAGAGCCGAGCGGGCCGUCGCUGCCUCCCCGAAAUCUACCUCACUCGCCGCCGUCCAGCUUCUCGCUGCCCUGGGAUUUGUGGACGGUGAGUGAAGGCUGCUGCCGGCGCCGCUACUGCUGCUAUCCUUUCUACCCGGGGAUUUUGUAGCAACUGUUUACAAAUCAUGCCGCCUCAAGUUCUGUGCCUAAGCUGAUGAAGUCUUUAUGCACUUUAAUCUUCUACCUGCGCCAUUGGCUAGUACAUUGUGAACCUGUUCCUUAACUCUUGCCUACGAAGACGUUCUAGCCAGAGUCUUGUUAUUGCCUUAGUAAUGUUCCAGAGGCUGAAUAAUAUGUUUGUGGGAGAAAUCGAUAAUUUACCCAGCCAAGAGCCAGAAUUCAGCGAGAAAGAAGAGGAGGAGUGGGUACUGGUAGACUUUAUAGACACCUGUACUAGCUUCUCGAUGAUUGAAGAGGAGGAGAAAGAGAAGGAAGAAAAUGACCUCUGUGAAGCAUCACCUGUUGACCAUUCACCUGUCUUCUCUUGUCUGCCUACUUCCUUGGAAUGUUUGGCUGAUGCCAGCGACUCUUGCUUUAUCCAGUUUGACUCAUGCCCCAUGGAAGAGAGCUGGUUUAUUACGCCACCUCCGUGUUUCACAGCAGGUGGCUUGACUGCUCUCAAAGUGGAAACCAGCCCUUUGGAGAACCUUCUGAUUGAGCACCCCAGCAUGUCUGUAUAUGCAGUCCAUAAUACCUGCCACGAUCUCAACAAGACCAGCUGUGGUGGCGAUGAGGAGGAAGAGGCAGAAGAGACCGAGCCUUGUGGUGUAAGCAAUCCUAGAUCUGAAGCCCAAAGUGAAAUGAGUCAACACAUUCAGUGCUAUAUUGCAGCUCUCACUGCUCACUCGACCUUUCUCGAACAGACCAAGAGUUUUCGACCUUCCCAGUGGACAAAAGAACACAAUGAAAGGCAAUAUCUGAACAAAAACUGCCUUCGUCGCCAAAACCUUACCAGGGAUUGCUACUCUCGGCAACUCAAGAACAAUGGAUUAUUUGUUCACCAGCCUUGCCAUCGUCAGUAUAAUUACUGAGGAUGUCUUGCAUUAUUUUUUUCAAAAAUACUGGUUCACUGUUGCUGUUUGUUUGUAUUUUUAUAUGUAGGUAAUGAAGGCGAGAUCAAUCUUAGGCUGAUCAUCAGUUAUUUCUACACAAUCACAGUGUGUUACAUUUCGGUUGUAAACCACAUUAUUGUAACGGUGUGUCACAGAAUGACUCUACUUUAUUCAUGGUUUGGAAACAUAUCAGUACAAGUGUGUUUGUGUGAUUGGGGAUUUGUUUUUCUGUUUUCGUACAUGACUUUGUAUGAUGGGUGGAUGGAUGGGUUUGUUUUUUAUACUGGUAUUUUUAACCAAGACAGAGUAGGCAAUUUAUCACUUUGUAAUCCAGAUGCAGUUACAGAACUUCUCAGGGUCAGCCAUACACUUGCAAUGAUCUGUGUAUACUGUAUAUCCUCUUAACCUAUCAGGUGUGGAUAACCUUUGGCCUUCCAGAUAUUGUUGGACUACAGUCCCCAUCAUCCUGGAUUGUCAGCCAAUUUGGCUGGGGCUGAUGGGAGCUGGAGUCCAACAACAUCGGGAGGGCCACAAGUUCCUCACCCUGCUGUUAACAUUCUAACACAGCCAUUAACAUGUGAUGGACUGAAUGGCAUUGAACUCUGAACUGAAGAGUAAACUGUAUGUGGCAGGGUGGGAUGGGGAAUAGGGAUUGUGCAUAACCUAAUUCUCUCCCAUCAACUUUUGUUUAACUUCCAUGGCUUAAUAUGGUUUACCCAAUUUCCUCCUGAAAGGAGGUAUCUCACAGAAAGUAUGAAGUAGCCCUGUAAGCAAGGAUUAGUGUGGUUUGUUGGACCUUCUAAACUUGAAGGAAAGUGACACUCUUUUUCAGCUCUUUAUGCUUUGAAAUAUAAGUAGGAAAAUGGAUGACCACAUUUGCCCUGAUGGCUCUCCUUAAGAAUGCCCCACAUGACAUAUUUGACCAUGAGGGUAUCCAUUUGUUUAAAGAGUCUUGUAGCAUGUUGAAAUGAGCCUUUCUGUGGGCGAAUCGGGCAAAGCUGGGAUGUGUAGGCCUUUGUCACCACAUUGUUAUUAGGAGUGACUUCACAGUAAGUAGGCAUUGGUCUCUUCCUCUUUUACAUUUCAGAGUAUGAAGUACUGAAUGUUUCUCACUUCCUUCAGAUUAGAUAGCUAUCUGCAUGAUUUUCCCACCAGCAGGCCUAACUAAACCUGCAGCCACAAUCCUGAAAUGAUUUACAAGCACUAUUUGCCAUCUCAGAAUUUUUCAGCAUGAUGAAAACUGUAUGUUUUAUUUUAAAAUUAAAUUUACAGCUACCUUCUCAAAAUAUCCUACUGGAAUAUGCUUUAUAAAAGGGGGCAUGUGUUACCUCCAUAGAGUCUGUUGAGAUCUAAAACUGUCUUGAUUGUUGGUUGUCCUGUGGACAAUCCAAUUCAGUGACUGUGUGACUGCAUAUUUUAUUCCACCCCGCACUGUCACUUGAAAUACUACUGGCUUAGCUGAUUUUUCAUGGGUGUUCUUAAAAAAAAAAAAAGUUCAUUCUUUUAUGGGGAUGCAAGUCUUUUUGUGGGCUAAUUUAAUGAGUCCGAAUAAGAAGUAGGAUUUUAAAAAUAUUUUGUGGCAGUUUCCAUCUGUCUACAAAUAAAUAUUUGAGUUUAAUACUCAACACCUGAAGUUUCUCAGAGCCAUUAUUCUGUUUAACUUCCCAUGCUAGGAUACCCUGAAUCCCAGUCAGUUCCAUUUUUUUUUAAUUACACAAAUAUUCACCCUUAUUUCAGCAACUACCCAGUACUGUUAAUCUUCUCUCAGUUUCAUGGACAAACAAUACAGACCUAUUUUUAAACUCAGGAACCCUUCAAUAUUUUACAGUGGCCCUAGGUAUACUUGUUUGGAAGUUUGGUUAACUGAAAUCAAGUAUUAGCGAGUAGCUGUGUGUAGGUUCUUAGCCUUCAUCUUUGUCUCCAUUCUUCCUAAUUUUAGGAAUCUUAAAAUGAAGGCUACCUUCCCCCACUGUUAACCUUGUUUGUGUGUGUGUUCCUGGUUAGCAAACAUUUGAAGUUUGGCCUUCUAGUUGAGAUAUACAAAUGUAACUUACCAUUAUUUUACUGGAUAACUUGCUAGUUUUUUUUUUUUAGGAUAGACACACAAGUUUGUUGCACAAAUAUGUGCUUUUCAGUUCUUUAUAUUGGAAAUAGUACCAUUUGGGGAGGAAUGAUUGCAUUUACAUCAUUAUGUUUGACUCUUAAUUAUCUUGCAUAUUUAUGUUACUAGCUCUAUUAUGUGCCUGAAAGUCUUGGACUGUUAGAUUUGUUGCUUUACAAAUGGUAUGUGAUUUGUGGUUAGGUAUGACUUUUUAUAUAUAUAUAUAUAGUGUUUUUUAAAAAAUGUAUUAACUUGUAAAAGUGGGGCCCUUGUGCUAUGUUGAAUGGUGAUUCAAUAACUUUGCUUAAACUGUUUUUUCAUAUGUAUUGUAAACAAAACUGUGCCUUUUUAAGUGACUUGUGUGCAGCAGACUUGAACUUGAAGACAAAAAAAAGGGAUAUUUCUGUCGGGAUAAAUACCCUACACCAGUCUAUGCAUUACCAAAUGGCAGCUUCUUUGUAGAGCCAUUUUUCUUUUUACUUGUAGCAGGAUUUAAAAUAUCCAAGGUUCUGCAACCCUGAUUCUACAAUAUACAUGUAACAGUCAUAUCUCAGUGGGGCUUGUGUAUGAGUACCUACUGAAAGUCAACUUCCUGCUUAUGAAAGAAAAUGAAGGUAUGCCCUGUUAUGUUAUUUGUUCAAUGCAAUCCCUUUGCAAUUGGUUAUUGAGAAAUAUCACAUGCACAGUUCGUGCCAAUGUAGCUGAUUCAGUAUACCAUUCCCUGUUUUAGUAGUGGGCACCCUGUGGUACUUCUGAUAUUGCUGAAUUAUAACUUCCAUUAUAUUUCACCAUUGGCUAUGCUGGCUGGGGUUGAUGGGAGUCCAAAAAACAGCUGGAGGGCCACAAAUUUCCCACCUCUGCCCUUGUUGAAUAGCCUGUAGAAUUUAGUAAGAUGACAUCUUCCUCAAUGUUCCAUCAUAUCUAUUGGGCCUGGUUUAUGUCAACAGCAGAUCACAUGCUAAACACUAUUCCUAGAUCAUAAGGGGGUAUAAAAGAGGGGUUGUUGUUUUCUAUUCAAUUUCAUAUUUAAUUUGUUGCAUUUUUCAUUUACAUGAAGAUCCGUCCAGUGUUCUGCUACUGUAACUUUUUACUGAUUUCCAUCUCAAUGGCACAGAGAGACAGGAUAAAACCUGCCAGAUUUCAGAUAGCUUAGGCUGAGCUGGCUGGUGCUGAUGCGAAUUGUAGCCCAAAACAUUUGGAGGGCACGAGGUUGGCAAAGGCUAGAUUAGGCAAUAGCCAGUUUAAAAAGACACACAGUACAGACACAACCUAAAUGUUAUUUAUACUAGGCAGAGCUUCCCAGUUUGUCUAUUUCAUUUCUUGCUCCCCUCCCUCCCAACCUUUUCCAUGGACAGUACAUGUAUAUUGCAUUUCAGACUAUGGGGUCAGGGCAAAGCAAUUUGAAAAUGAAUGAGUUCCCGGGGAUGAGGGAUUGACAGUUAAACCACUCUGAGAAUUGUAGCUCUGUGGGGGAAAUAGAUAUAAUAAUAAUUCUCAGCAUCCUUAACAAACGACAGUUCCCAAGAUCCUUUGGGGGAAAGCCACGACUGUUUAAACUGCUAUCGUACUGCUUUAAGUGUAGUGGCUCCGAUGUCAGUGGGGCAGUGAAUCCACUGCUUGGAUAGCUCCUUGAAAGUUCAGACUAAAACCAGGAGCGGAUUCAUUGCCACACUCGCAUUGGAACCACCAGCCUUCACUAUUUAAAAGCAUAUUGCAGAUGGGGCUUGAUAACAAAGUAAAGCCCUACAUCUUAAAAACAACCCAACUAGGAGAGCUAGCCUUUUUCUAGCUUGCUUGUACGCAGAGAAUUUUACUCCAUUGCCUGCUGUCUGUUUAGAUCUUGCAUCUUUUGAUCAUUGUGCAGAAGAGGGAAUUUCAGCAAGUGGCGUGAGAAGGUGUACCUGCUGAAAUUGCCUCUUCCACAACUACUAUUAAGGUGAGGAGCCCUGUUCUCUUUUGCAGCUGGCCACAGCUUUGACAGAUUGCUGUAGUAGCAUUGAAUCACACUGCUGUUCUGGCAUGAGCUUAUGGCAUGAACAUGCUGCCACAUGUUGUGAUGAGAUGGCAUUGUCGUUAUCACUAAUUCUCUGUGCUGCUUGUAUAGUGCGGCAGCCCUUAGGGCGAAGCCCUCAGGAUCUUAAAAGAGAAACAACAAAUGGCUAUAGCACUUUACCACCAUCCCAAAAACACAUAACAAAAGUGAUACUAGUUUAUAGACAAUUAGUUAUGGUCUGGGGUACAUGUGUUUCAUGAUGUAGCUUGAACCUCUGGUGAAAUAAAAUCAAUCUAUAAAAA
Rhineura floridana is the source of this 5578-nucleotide messenger RNA. RefSeq names its product tumor protein p53 inducible nuclear protein 1 (gene TP53INP1). The coding region runs from base 403 to 1161 and encodes 252 amino acids. Gene Ontology annotation, biological process: autophagosome assembly; positive regulation of DNA-templated transcription. The transcript is spliced from 4 exons. The record is from RefSeq and is a predicted model, not a curated record. Gene Ontology annotation, cellular component: nucleus; autophagosome. NCBI's taxonomy places the organism in Eukaryota, Metazoa, Chordata, Lepidosauria, Squamata, Rhineuridae.